This is a messenger RNA of Rhopilema esculentum, 4321 nucleotides long. RefSeq lists its product as uncharacterized. Gene Ontology annotation, biological process: lipid metabolic process. Gene Ontology annotation, molecular function: phosphoric diester hydrolase activity. The record is from RefSeq and is a predicted model, not a curated record. Lineage: Eukaryota; Metazoa; Cnidaria; Scyphozoa; Rhizostomeae; Rhizostomatidae.
GAAAGUCAAAGGAUAAAGAUAGGAACCACGGCAAUUCUCGCAACGUAAUAUCGUUCCUAUAAGUAAAAUAAGAAGACAAGAAAGUUAAAAAAUUGAAAUAAGAAGGCUUUUAAUUUGCUGAUGAGUUGUGUCUAACGCAUAUGCGCUUCGUGCAACCCACAGCUAGGCCCUGCUCCUCCGCCAUUACACUGAACUUCAAGAAAAGCACCCGUGUCUCGAACGGAUGCCCAUUCCCCUGCACCUGUGUUUCAAGCGGCGGUGCUCCAACGAAAGCAACUUAGACCAAGUCAUGUUAAAUUUCUACUUUCCCAUGGUGUUCUAAAUGCCAUAGUUGGUUUCUUAUGAAAGAGGGACUAGAUUGUUAUUAAUAUAACAUAAUUUAUCAUCGGGAAUCAUUUAUCAUGAUAGUGAAGGGUAAGAGUAUGAGGUGACCCAGUGCAAGGCCAUCUGCCACCUGUACAUCACAGAGAAAGUUAGAGAACACAUUAUUCGGAGGUUCGUACCAAGAACAUAAAAACAUGGAUAUAUGAUUUACCAGCAACAUUAUCAUGCCUGGAAGGUAGUUUGCAGUGUGCUCAAUGAUAUUGAAGAUAUCUGAUUUCUAAAUGAUAUCUAUGGUAUCUAAAUAUACCACGCGGGACAUGGAGCGUUCACGUUAGGAACAGGUAACUGAUAUGGAUCUGGAGAAUAAUAUGCUCCCGGGCAAUGCCCUUGAGCACUAAAGAGCUUGUAGUAAAAAUAAUGAAAAGAAAGCUGUGAUCAGGUUCUGGAUCCGGGGCUUACUUAAUACAGGGGCAGCGGACAAUGUUGUUAGGAACGCAAAUCCCGCUGCUUUGGUAUUAAAAUCUCAGAUUUAAUAGCAAGAGACCAGCAGAUAGGUGCUCAUCUCGAGGAGAACGAAGUAGCUUGAUACGAAACAAAACAAAUCGUAUCGCGUCUGCUUGUAUAGAUGUACAAGACAGGUUGGCGAUCCAAACUAGUCUGCCGCUCCUAACUCAAUCUGCCGUACCAAAUUGAUUCAAACGUCGCGCCCCUCAUGUACUUAAUUCUCGAGUUAGGUUCGGCACAUGAGAAGCGCGACGUUUGAACCAGGCCUUAGCGAACUACCAGUGCAAGAUCGUUUAACAAAUGAACUUUAAACGCAUCUAUAGAGCUUAAACAAAUCUCGCCUGGAAGAACGGCAAAUUGAUUUUUGAAAGGCUUCUUGUUAUUAAUAUAUUUUUAAUUGUAAAUUGUUAUAUAGAUAAGAAAAGAAUUACUUUCGCAAAAGGCGACCCACCAACCUUCAUUAGGUCAAAGGUAAGACGAACCUUCAACAGUUAGAUUGAUUACAUUUGAAUCUUUUUCAACCUCUUUGAAGGCAGUCUCCCUCUAUUAAUGGGAAUUAACCGCAUAAUACGAGUUAAUAACCGCGGGAAAGUGCGCAGAUUCCCUUUUUCUAGAAUCGGGUGGUCCACACGUAUAUCCUUAGUAAGCUGUAAAUGCCAAUUUACAUUAGCUAUCUGCGAAUUACCUUAUGUUGUUUCCUACAAGGCCUUGCCCUAGCAUAUUUGUUUAAGUACAGUUAUGCAGCUCGAGUCAAGCCAUAUUUUGCAGCAUGAGUCACGCCAUUUUGAGUUCAUUCUUUCCCCUUCCAGCCCGGUUCCUCCUGUUUGCGUCUACUUUCUGCUAUAUACCUUUAAAUACUUCUACCCGCCUUUUCUUGCCUCUCUUCUUCUCACAUAGUCAUUUGAUUGUGUGACAGGUGUAUCAGUCUGAUUUGCUGGGGUAAAAAUCUAAGUCAGUUUUUCCCCCCUGGAACCAAACACCGACCAUAGGGGUCCCAGCGAUGGAAUAAAUUGUCAUUUUUACUUGAGAAAAAACCUGUCGACAUGGAUGAAUAAAGCCUUGGCCAAACUGGGCAACAUUGUUGGGCAACAUUCACAAAUUCAUAAUGUUGCUCAAAUGUUGUCCAGUUUGGCCACCAUGUCGGCCGACAAAUUCAUCAAGAAAUUUGUUGCUCGAAUGUUUGAACAUGCUGAAACAUUUUUCGGCAACAUUUGUUGCUCAGCUCUAUGCUGUCCAGUUUAGCCACAUUGUCAGCCAACAAUUCACCUUAAUUUUCCAUCUGAAAAACCAACUUGCACAGUGACGUAUUGCAAAACAGUAUGCUCUACUCGAUUCAAAUAAAAUGGCCUGUCAAAAUUUAAGCUUUCGAGUUGAUUGUACCGAAUGGGAAGAAAACCAUGGAGUGGAAGGAUAGUUUAGGAAGAAUAAAAAGUCUCGUCUCAAACAAGUCCAAAUGCAAGCUCUUUGAAAAAACAAAUCAGCCAAAUGCUACCCGCGUGCUCGACCAUAGAGUGCUAUGCAACAAAGGUGUUGUGGUGUCAAAAUCAGCUUCCAGUAGCUGCAGCUUGCUUUCUAUCUGCCAUACUUACCCAAAUUUUUGCUCAAAUCAAAUAUGGCGCGGAAAACCACAUAUCAGAUCAAAUUUGACGCGCUGUUUUGACAACAUCAUCAAAAGAUGCUGCACGACAAUGUUGCCCAGUUUGGCCACCAUGUUUCGGCGACAAAAAAAUUAACAAAAUUUGGAGCAACAUUGUCGGGCAACAAUGUUGCCCAGUUUGGCCAAGCCUUAAAUAGUGAUUCUAAUCAACCGGGGACGACAUUGGAUGGUCCAAACAAGAUUGUUUAUAUUAGCAAUCCGCUGAGGAGACGGACGGCCUUUUUGCAAAGGAUGAAAACAAACAAACAGACAACAACACUGAAAAAAAUUGACCAAUAACUGAGCCUUGUGGAACUGCAAAUCUGACUGGCUUCUUUAUCUAAUCCAAGCAGAUCUGUAGGCCCUGUUAUCUCAGUCACGGUUGCAUUUGUGCCUUUCCAGAUAAUCAUACGCACAAACUGCUUGAAUUUGAUAGCUCUUGAGUGUGGAAUCAUAGAGAUGGGUGGAACCAUUGAAAUCAGACACCAGGUCUAAGCUGGCGGAUCAGAACAAACUGGUAGGCAGACAAUCAUGGACUCGCCAUUCAGCUUAUUCAAACUUUGUUUAAAAGGUAGCGUCAUGCUGCUAUUUCUGACUCUAGCCAUACCUGCUGAAUCGACCGACAUUCCUCUAGACUCGUGCUUCCAAAAGGUAGCCAAGGGUAUCCCAAAGUGGCACAUUUUUCACAAGCUGUGCAAGCCGAUCAUUAUUGGACAUAGGGGGAACCCUUCACAUCGCCAGGAAAACACUAUCGAGGGAUUCAAGAGCGUGCAAGAAUUCGGUGGACAAGGCUUUGAGCUUGAUGUCGUCUUGACAAAAGACAAGAAGUUGGUUCUCUUCCAUGAUUCAAAUGUGAAGAAAGUCACAGGGGUAGACCGCAAGAUUCAAGACAUGACGUCAGAAGAGAUCAAAGAACUUAGAUACACGACGUCAAUUGAAUAUGGUUCAAAGACCUACACAUUUAGAAGGCGUUUGAAGCUUACUUUUCUAGAAAGAGUCUUAAAAUGGAUGAAAAACAAAGAUCUUCUUGUAUUAAUCGAGACGAAACCUGAUUUGAUCGUGCUGGACGGAAAUGCACAGAAGAACAGCAAAGAAACAGGAAUUGCAGUUGCUAAAAUGGUGAGGAGCUUGGGAAUGGAAGACCAAGUGAUCAUCAACGGCUUUGAUUACUAUGCUGUCCUGUCAGCGAAACUGGAGUUUCCAAGAUUAGUGGUUGGUACAUUUGUUUAUGCAGAGCUAUUCAGCCAGGAACCUGAAACUUAUGGCAUGCUGAAAGAUCAGUUCAAAAGGUUGAUGCCUGGAUUGGAAACAUGCCUUGAUGAACUACCUAAUGACAACAGCACAUUCGAUUUUCUAUACAAAAGCGGCACCCUUGAAAAGUCGAUGGAUGCAAACUACAAUAUGAUCGACGCGCGCAUCUUCAACAACAUCAAGUACGGCGGAGCGCCAAACGCUGACUCGUUCAAGAUGAUUAAGAAGAACUACGGGAAGCGGUUUGUAACAGGGGCGGGUAUCUUUUACCCACUAGGGUUUGAAGAAAGCGUAAUAAGCCAGUUUGAGCCUGUGUUCAAAGCCUUGGUAAAUGCAGGCGCAGAUAUUCUUGUCACUGAUGAUCUCCGGAGGACCAAACAGCUUGUCCGCGAAACGCUGAGUGAUAGCUGCCAUGCACAGAAAAAAGCGGUUAAACGGCGAACCAAAUCGAGGCUGCUCAAACAUGAUUGGAUCUAGUUAUCAAAGCUCUUGCGGACAGAAACAAGCAAUUUAAAAUAAUGUUGAUACAUCAAAUUCGAAAAUGUUGAUGAUAACAAGCAAUAUCAUUUUUCUGGGCUCCUUUUCUGAUUUUCUUUUCCCUCUUUA